CUCGUACUAUACCUCCCUCUAUCACCAGACAUUAUCUUCCGUCGCGUUGUAUACGGCGUCAUCUCCGUGGUCAUUGCGUACACACUAGCAUACAAGCUCAUCAUCAUAUUUCAAUGCACGCCUGUGGCCGCAGCAUGCGAUAUCUCGGUGAAGGGCACAUGUAUA
Messenger RNA from Paraphaeosphaeria sporulosa, 165 nucleotides. RefSeq lists its product as uncharacterized. The record is from RefSeq and is a predicted model, not a curated record. NCBI's taxonomy places the organism in Eukaryota, Fungi, Ascomycota, Dothideomycetes, Pleosporales, Didymosphaeriaceae. The transcript has a single exon. The annotation marks the transcript as partial.